AUCAUUACAGGAUCUCCACAACCACUGCGUUACCUGAACUCGUCUACAACAUCUUUUAACAUCAGCCUAACCGUAUCGUGGGUGUAGUUCGAUUUUUUGUAGUCAGUCUAAAUACUCCCCUCCCCUGGUUGAUCAAAACAAUAACGCUUCAUUGAGACAAAUACUCAUCAACAUGUACAAAAUAUUGUUUGGUGGUAGAAUUCCGCUGCUCCACCUGCACCAUAGAUAUCCCCAAGUAGAAGUGCAAAGGGAGAGUGAACAAGGGAGCAUCAGAAAGCACCUGAUUUGUAAUGAGCCCACUGUUGUCGUCACUGUAGUAAUAAAGGGACCUCAAACAGCACAGGAUAUUAAAGAAGUGUAAUAGUGCUGCAAAUCAUCCCAUAGCAAUAGCGCAGUAUUACAGUAUUAUAUUUCAGAUGUGAAACGCGAUUAGUAACACUGUUAUUGUAGUACAGUGUCAGGACUGCAGCAGCACAGAUACUGUUACCUGCUGGCUUAAGCUUUGUGUUUCAGCUUGGAGUCGUCUGUCACUCACUUCCGGUGUAAUGGGGAAAUUACCUUCAAAGCAACUGCUAGUCUGACAGGUGUAUUGAUGGCUGUGUUUGAGAACCAUAUAGCAGGAAGAGUUACUGUGUACUCGGUGCCAGGAUGCCCGCAGUGUUUACAGGCCAAGGCUGCAUUACAGGCACUGAAUCUACCAGUGUGUGAAGUGGAUGUGAGUCAUGAUGCAGCUGUCAGGGCUUGGCUGGAUAAGAUGACUGGUAGCAGCACUGUGCCGCAGAUAUUCUUUAACAACGUCCACAUAGGAGGAAAUGAAAUUCUUCAAAAUUUGACCCCUGAUGAACUUGAACCUCUGGUACGUAUGGUGAAGGAGAAGCCUGUGCCUCCAGACACCCUACCAUUACCUGCAGGAAACAGCCUUGAGUCUGAGGAGAGGGAUAGAGGAGCAAUUACAGCUUCUGAAUUAUCUGAGGCCCUGAGGAAUCUGAUCAUGAAACUGUACUCUGAUCACCUCUCUGCUGAUGGCAAGUCAGUGGACUAUAAGGCCAUGUCUAAAAGCACAUGUUAUGAACGUUAUUGUGAGCUGGCUGUGUACCUGCAGCGUGUGGAGCUACUCUCUUUGAGUCAUGAGGAGAGGCUGGCCUUCUUCAUCAAUGUCUACAAUGCCCUGGUUAUCCACGGCUACCUGCGCCUCGGCUUCCCCAAAAACAUGUGGCAGAGGUACCGGUUCUUCAACUAUGUGAGUUAUCUGAUUGGAGGAGAGGUGUUCACACUGCAGGACAUUGAGAAUGGAGUGCUGCGGGGAAACAGGAAAGGAAUAGCACAACUUCUGAAGCCCUUCUCAAAGAAUGACCCUAGACUACAGGUUGCACUUCCUGAAGCAGAGCCUCUAAUUCAUUUUGCACUGAACUGUGGUGCGAAAGGCUGCCCGCCCAUUAGGGCCUACACCCCAAAGGACAUUGGCAGUCAGCUGCGGACUGCUGCUGAGGCAUUUCUGGAGGCUGAUGAUGGCUGCAUAGUGGAUUCUAUGAAAAGAGAGGUGAAGCUUAGCCAGAUCUUCAAAUGGUACAAGGCAGAUUUUGGAGACACUGAUGAAAAGUUGCUGAACUGGGUUUUAAACCACAUGAGGGCAUCUCAGAAGAAGACAAGUCUGAAAACUCUUCUAUCUACAGGGAAUGUUAAAGUGAGAUACAUGCCUUAUGACUGGUCCACCAACAGUUCACACUGAUUAAAACUCUCUUACUAAGAGUUUAGGGCUUCAGGAUGACUGACUCCGAUGUCGUUGAUAUUUUCUUUAGCAAAUGCAUGAGAGCACAGAUAUUUUUACUAUGGCUGUAGCCAACUUCUCUGUCAACACUAGGAUAAAAAUUAAACCACAGAAAAGCUGGCCUUGCUUUUAAGAGGAUAACUAUGCAUUUUAACAAUAAUUCCUCUACGCUCCAAAGGGCAAGUUUUCCUACCAGCCACUAUCCUAAUAAUUAUACUGGAUUUUACACUUCCUUAAUAAUUCUUUACUUUGUGUUAACCAACUUUAUUUCUCUUAAAAAGAUUUAAACACUAUAAUAAUUACGAUAUUUAAUUGAUUUUUUUUUUACCAUUUUGUUAAUUUAGCUAGUAUGGUCCACUUUAGCUAUGAAAACAAAUGAAUAUUUGUUGUGGCUAUAAGCACUAAGACAUUAUGCCCCACUGGGGCUGUUCAGCAUGGACUAUAUCAGCAACUGGACCUAAAAGCAUAAAAAUGCAUGCAACUGCACCAUUAUUAUUUACACAUGGCUCACAGUGAGCAUAAACUUUAGCUAAGUCCAUUCCAUUUAGAAUGUCAAUAUCAAAGCUUACAUAAUAUCAUAUUAAUUGAUUUGUCUGUGCAACUAUUUGCCAUGUUCAAAAUACUCAUGAGAGUUGAGAGUGUGUUGUGAAAUUGACUGCAUGUUGUAUGGAAAGGCUGGAAUUUUAAAAUCCUAUACAUAGUAAUGUAUGAACUCUAUUCCAUCCGGUACCUUUUCACCUCGGUAUAAGACACCUAUAUUCCAAGUGUUCCUCAUACUUAGUUCAAGAAUUUCUGUUCUAUAUUUUAUUAACUCAAAGAUCUAUACUGUAUAUGCAAUAUGUAAAGGAAAAAUAAACAGCAGGUAAACAAUUUUAUAAACCGGGAAUGAUUUCAUUAUUAUACUUAUCAAGAAUUAAAUCAAUGCAAAGCUAGCUAGCUAAUAUUGAAUUCAUUCUGUUGCAUGAACCUGGGUUAUAUAAUUCUUGAGCAAUAUUAUGCACUGAUGAAUAAAUUAUGAUAUUGCAAGCUUUAAAAAUGAAGCAUAUGAAUCUUCUGGUUUGGGUCCCUCUUGUUAUCUGAAGCCUGUGAAUUGAACGAUAUGGAUUAUUUUGUAGAGCCUAUUAAUUGGUUGUACUUCCUUUCAUAUGCAGCUGGAGUCACUGUUGAUUAUGUGAAUACUGUUGUAUUAUGCGUCAUUACAUGGUGCCACUGAAUUGGUACAUGUUUACUUUUAACCAUAUGCAUUAUGUUUAGCAAGAAAAAUAUAUGUUUUGUGGAAUGAACGAUGAAAAAGUUUCUGUUGUGCAUAUUUCACUGAGCAGUUUGAGAGAAAUCUAUGUAUGUUUUUUUUCUCCUCAUAUUCGCACCGAGAUAAUGCGCAUGAAAUUGAAAAUACACUGAGUGUUUGCCUGAUAAAUGAACUGUGUCAUUACUUAUCAGCAAUAAUUGCUUACACAGGUUUCCAUUCAUAUUCAAGAAAUAUUUAUAAAAAUUAAAAAUAAUUAAUUAUUACAUGACUAAUAAAAUUCUGUAUUGCUUGAAUGGUAGCAUGUUGAUUAUUAUUGAGCUCUGUAUACUGCAGCAUGUAUAAUAACAAAUGUAUUAUGUAUAUGGCU
Molecule: messenger RNA, 3384 nt
Organism: Pangasianodon hypophthalmus (striped catfish)
Lineage: Eukaryota; Metazoa; Chordata; Actinopteri; Siluriformes; Pangasiidae
Exons: 9
Coding region: 593-1729 (378 amino acids)
Biological process (GO): cell redox homeostasis
Molecular function (GO): electron transfer activity
Source: RefSeq, a predicted model, not a curated record